AUGAAUAUUCAAGAUAUAACUGAUACUAAUAAUUAUGAAUUAUAUAUUGAAGUUGAUUCUGCAGAAUUCAAGGAUGACAAUGAAUUACAUAUCAAAAACGAAGUUGAUUGUGCAAAAAUUGAAGUUCUUACAGAUAAUGAAUGGGAAGAAUUUCUCACAGAUGAUGAACAAGAAGAGCUUCUCACAAAUGACAAACAGAAAAAGCUUUUCACAAAUAAUAAAAAAGGAAAGUAUAAAUAA
This is a messenger RNA of Ambispora gerdemannii, 240 nucleotides long. Lineage: Eukaryota; Fungi; Glomeromycota; Glomeromycetes; Archaeosporales; Ambisporaceae. The record is from the annotation of a GenBank genome assembly.